AUGCGAUGAACGCCUCAUGUAGGCAUCAGCAUGGACAGCUGUGAGUCUCCUGUGGUUUCUGGGACAGACGAUGGGCUCGGCUCCUCCCAGCAGCAGCAACCACCACAGCCCUGGAACGAUCACUCUAGCUCACAGGUCCCCUGCACCAACCAGGCCCCUUCCCUGGACCCCUUGUCUCUCUCUGCUCCCUACCCUCCUCAAUCCCAAAACUCCAGUGACAGGGUGAGAGAACUACACUCACAGCAGCAGCAGCCAAAACAGUCAUCACCCCCAGCCCACUGUGAUAGCUCUGCCACAGGCCAGCUGCAUCCCAGAAGAGAGGGUAUUGUAGAAGAAGAGCCAGAGGGAGUGAGCUGUGGCGAAGAGGAAGAAUCUGAGGACUUAGAUGAAAUGGAGAUUGACAGCUGUUUCCCAAGUCUUCAACCCUUUCCUGGGGUGCCGAUGGCUUCAGGGGGAGGGGGCAUGCCCACUCUUCUGAGACAUCACCCCACACGACAGCAAGGAGCACCUGAGAGUGGGAGUGAGGAAGGAGAGGAGGAAGAGGAAGAGGAGAGCAGUGAUGUGGAGAACCUGGCUGGAGAGAUAGUCUACCAGCCAGAUGGCUCAGCCUACAUUGUAGAGAGCCUCAGUCAGUUGAUCCAAAGUGGUGGGGGCAUGGUACCCAGCCUGCUUCCCACAAACUCUCUCACCAGUGCGGGGAAACCGGGGGAACCUGCUGGGACUUCAUCCUCGGUCUACCCUCACAUCAUCAACACGUUCCACAUAGCCUCGUCCUUCGGGAAGUGGUUUGGCAAUUCAGACCAAGGUUUCCCCAAUACCUCAACCAUGGCAGGCCUCAGCCCUGUCCUGCACAGUUUCCGUGUUUUCGAUGUGCGGCACAAAAGCAACAAGGAUUACCUGAACAGCGAUGGGUCUGCCAAGAAGUCCUGUGUAUCCAAAGAUGUUCCCAACAACGUGGAUUUCUCCAAAUUUGAUGGGCUUGCCCUAUAUGGCAAGGGUAAGCCCAUUCUCAUGUGUUUUAUCUGCAAGCUGUCCUUUGGCUAUGCGCGUUCCUUUGCCACUCAUGCCGUCCAUGAUCACCGCAUGACACUGUGUGAGGACGAGCGGCAGCUGCUAGGGGACAAGCAUGCCUCUGCCAUCAUCCAGGGCAUUGGGAAGGAUAAAGAGCCCCUCAUCAGUUUCCUGGAACCAAAAAACAAGAGCACUCCUCUGCCACCUACCCUGCUUCCCAUUAACUCUGGCCAGAGCUUCUAUGGCACAUUUAGUGGUGUCCAUCUGGAGCCUGGAAGCAGCAGCGGGGGAAGUGACACCCUCCUGAACAAAGACUCUGACUCUGGCCUCCAGCAACAACAACAAACCCCGCUAAGCUCAGUCCUCUCUCUUGGAGGGUUGAGCAUUCCUAAAGCAUCCACUCUUACCUCAUCCCCAGGCUCUGCCAAAGACUCCAGUGCCCUGCCGAAACAGGGAGGGGGAACAGAGGAGCCUGCUGGGAAAGAGUUGGCAUACAAGGACGAGGAUGGGGACACUGAGAGACAUGAAAGCAAGGUGCACCUACCGAGCCAGAUGGGGGGCUCAGAAGAAGAAGAGGAACUGUUAUUAGGGGAAGAGGAAGAUGAGGUGGAGGCAGAAAGCUCUGCAGUGGCCUGUGGUGGUAACAGUAGCAGCAGCGGGGGUGAAGUGGGGGAAACAGCUGUCUCAAACCAAAGCAUUUCCAAAUCUCCUUUAUUAAUGCCUAGUAGCGCUCUCCAGCCUUCUGCCUGCACCUCUGCAGUCAGUUCCACACUCAACAGCAAAGCCCCUGCUUCCACUUCCUCUGUCAAGAAAGAGGAUUCAGCUGCAGACGGUGGGGGGAGGAUCUCAGAACUCCCUCUGAGCUUUAACUGCCAGGGGCCCACUGUUCCCAUGGCAAUGGCGGCAGCUGCCGUCAGAAGGAGCGAGGAUGACACUGCUGGCACUUCCUCUUCACCUCGGUCCUCCAAUGCUGCUGCUGAUGAAAGUGCCAAUCGAGAUAGUGCCACAGCUCCAGAACCAAAUGAUUGCCAGGCAGAGGGAGAGGAGGAAAAUGGAGCCCUUCUGCACCAUCAUCACAUGCACCACCAUCAUCUUCACCUCCAGCCUUCAUCUCAUGGCCACUCCCACCCUAUUGCAGGGGGCUCCUGUGACAUAACAGGGAUGGGCGAGUGUUCACAGAACCAUGGGCCUGGUGGCAGCGGAGGAAGUGGGGUAGAAUGCCCUAAAUGUGACACCGUUCUGGGUUCCUCACGCUCCUUGGGUGGUCACAUGACCAUGAUGCAUUCACGCAACUCAUGCAAGACACUCAAGUGUCCAAAAUGCAACUGGCAUUACAAGUACCAGCAGACGUUGGAGGCCCACAUGAAAGAGAAGCACCCAGACUCUGGAGGCUCAUGUGUGUACUGCAGCAGUGGUCAGAGCCACCCUCGUCUGGCUCGUGGAGAAAGCUAUACGUGUGGAUACAAACCCUUCCGGUGUGAGGUGUGUAACUACUCGACCACCACAAAGGGGAACCUAAGCAUCCACAUGCAGUCAGACAAGCACCUGAACAACAUGCAGACACUGCAGAAUGGAGGCUCCAUUGGCUCUGCACAGGAGCAGGUGUUUGGACAUACCCCAGGAGGAGUGGUAGCUGUCCCCUCAGUGACCCAGGCCAGUAGCCAUCACCCUCCACACCAUCAUCCUACACAGUCCUCCGCCCAUAUGGCUGGACCGUGUGGGGCCCCCUCCCCGACCAAGCCAAAGAGCAAACCUACUUGGCGGUGUGAGGUAUGCGACUACGAGACCAAUGUGGCACGGAACCUGCGUAUCCACAUGACCAGCGAGAAGCACAUGCACAACAUGAUGCUACUUCAGCAGAAUGUGACUCAGAUGCAGCAUGGUCGACUUGGCUUGGGAGCCAUGCCUUCACCCUCGGAGGCUGAGCUCUACCAAUAUUACCUGACCCAGAAUAUGAGCCUUCCACCUGGCCUCAAGAUAGACCCAGCUGGAGCUGAGGCACAGUUCCUGAUGGGGAGCUUUCAUCUGGAUCCCAACAUGGCCGCCCUGGCCCCCGCACUUGUAGGUGGGGAAAUCCCUAUGGAUGUGCGACUGGGCGGUGGCCAGUUGGUGUCUGAAGAACUGAUGACCCUGGGAGAAAGUCUGUCACAAACCAGCGAUCCCUCCCUCAAGCUCUUUCAGUGUGCUGUGUGCAACCGCUUCACCACUGACAACCUGGAUGUGCUUGGCAUGCAUAUGGGAGCUGAACGGAACCUACCAGAAGAGGAGUGGCGUGCUGUGGUGGGCGACUCUCACCAGUGCAAGUUGUGCCACUACACCACUCAGCUCAAGGCCAACUUCCAGCUGCACUGCAAGACAGACAAACAUGUGCAAAAGUACCAGCUUGUGGCCCACAUCAAAGAGGGGGGCAAAGGCAAUGAAUGGCGCCUUAAGUGUGUAGCCAUAGGUAAUCCAGUGCACCUGAAGUGCAAUGCCUGCGACUACUACACUAACAGCCUGGAGAAGCUGAGGAUGCACACUGUUAAUUCCCGCCAUGAGGCUAGCCUCAAACUGUACAAGUAGUCAAACAGAAGCAGGGCCACACUGCUGCCAUGAGAAGAACAUGGCAGGGGAAUGGUUUGGAGGCUUGGGGUGAAUCACUUGGAGACGAAUGAAGAAGUGUGAGGAGACAGAGGUUUGGUGCUAAUACUCCUCGGAGCGGGAAAGGCUGAAUCGUUCUCGACAGCCGUAUUGAUUUUUGCUGGACUUGGAGCUUCACCUUCUCCUCUAAUCAUUCCAUAAUAGCCAAUGGAUGAACACUCUCCGAACAAAUGGCCAUAAAUCUAACAGGCCUGAUUCCACUUAGGUACCUAUCCUGUAUGUCUGCGGCUUUGGCCACUCUGCGCUUAACCCAAACUGGCAUAGCUGCGCAUACACACACACACACACACACACACACACACAUACACACAACAAAACACAAACAAACGCUGACAUCACAUAUUCCCUGUAAGCCUAUACUACAUACACAUCAACAUAAUCUAACAUUUAACAAUGUAAUGUGCACUGUCUCCUAGUACAUGUUUGUUUUAUUUAUAUUAAGUCCACUUCGAUGUCAAGUGUUUGACUCUUAAAAAGUAAAGACACUUUUAUAUUUGUAUUUUAGUAUAUUAUGGUAUUACUACUUUUGGAAAGGAGGUAAUAAAAUGCAUGUCAAAAUGUGCUGCUUCAAGCUUUGUGCUUUAAAGCAUGUUUAAAAACUAACUAAUAUUCUGUUUUAAAAUAAAAUAUUAAACAUACAUUUAUGCUGAAAUAACAGUAAAAG
Messenger RNA from Micropterus dolomieu (smallmouth bass), 4315 nucleotides. Its product is annotated as zinc finger homeobox protein 3-like. The transcript has 4 exons. Gene Ontology annotation, molecular function: RNA polymerase II cis-regulatory region sequence-specific DNA binding; DNA-binding transcription factor activity, RNA polymerase II-specific. Bases 31 to 3573 code for a protein of 1180 amino acids. Gene Ontology annotation, cellular component: nucleus. Lineage: Eukaryota; Metazoa; Chordata; Actinopteri; Centrarchiformes; Centrarchidae. The record is from RefSeq and is a predicted model, not a curated record. Gene Ontology annotation, biological process: regulation of transcription by RNA polymerase II; regulation of neuron differentiation; brain development.